AUGGCGGCGGCCAUGAAGCGGCGGCGCGGGACGGACCCGGACCCGGACCCGGACCCGGGGCCGGGGCCGGGGCCGGGGCCGGAGCCGGAGCGUGAGCCAGAGCGGGGCUGCCUGCGGGCCUGGGCUGCCCAGAGCCGGGCGGUGGUCGGGCGAUGGACGACGGCGCGGUGCGGCGGAGAGACGCGGCGAGUGUGCCGGCAGCUGCGAGACGAGCUCCUGGAGCUGCUCCGGAGCAUCCGCGGGCUGCCAGUUGCCCUCCCUGCCCUGCCUCUGGAACUCACUGUCCUCUACAACUCCCUGCUUUUCACUGUGGGAGCAUCUGACUCUGUCAUCAAAGGAGAAGCAGAAGGAAUACGCCAGGGGCUCCUCAGGGUUCUGGAGGCUUGUGGGGCCUGCGGACAGGAUCUUGGCACGGAGGAGCUGUGGGAAAAGGUGCUGCAGGAGGUAACCGUGGAGGAGCUGCAGGCACCUCUGCGCCGCCUGGGGGCCCUGCAAGCAGCCUGGUGGCUGGCAGCCAGCCAGCUGGCAAGUGUUGCUGGCCUCUUCCAGCUCCUGAGCACCGCUGAGGACCGAGGAAGAGCUCACUGCAGUGAGGGGCAGAACAAGCUUCUCUCCCUGAUCAAGGCAUGGCGGGUCCCUCCUGAGGGGGCCUCCCUGCCCCUUGUACAAAGUGCCAAGGACUUGAAGGAAAUCCUCCACACUGCAGCAGCCUUCCUGCAAGGGCUGCAGGAGCUGGAGGCUGGGAACUUCCCCACUGCCCUUUCCCUCCUUCAGGAAGCUGCAGGAGGAUUCUGCUCCAAGAAUAUCCUGGCCCAGAUCCACACCUGCCUUGGCUGCUGUGCUCAGCGAAUGGGCAAGCCUCAGACAGCCCUUCAGCACCUGAAACGGGCCCUCCAGGUAGAUUUCCAGUGCCUUCCUGCCCUGUCCCACGUGGCAGCAGUGUACCAUGACCUGGGAGAGAUCGAUACAGGGCUGCAGGCCCUGACCCUGCUCUACGAGGCUCUGGGAAAAAGCCCUCCACCAGCUGCUUCCUCUGCUCCCCAUUUCCUAAUGCAAACAGAGCUGCUUGUCCACACACCAGUACUCACUUCCCUCCUCCGGCGUUGCCACCCCUCGGAAGUGAAAUACCUUCUGGCACAGUGGUGUCUCCAGGAUGGGAGGGUGGCUGAUGCCGUGGAACAUUACCUGGAUUUUCUGUCUCUCCUUCAGGAGGGGCUGCAGCAGCAGGUGCCCCUGGACAGCAGCUCAGCUCUGCCCAGGAUCCCAGAGGUGUUCCUGGAAGCAGCAUCUGCCUUGGAGCAGGCUGGGAGGCACCAGGAUGCCAUAACUGUGUGUGAGGAGGUCAUCAGCCGGACAACUGACCUCAUUCCACGGGUGUUACGGGUGGAGGAGAGGCUGGAGCAGCCGGAGUCCUCACUGCCAGGGGCAGAACUGGCAGGUGGGCUCCUGUCCCAGAAGAAGGAGAGCCUGUGCUGCCUUGCCUGGAGAGCAGCUGGAUACCUGCACCAGGGCUGGGCGUGGGCCAAACUGGGCGAGAGCAAGGAGGCUGUGACACAGUUCAGCAGGUGCCUUAGUGAUCUCCUGCGUGUCCAGCUUCACGGGUCUGGCAUCAGACAGACAGAGAAUCUCCAGGCAGAAGUGGAGGUGCUCCAGAAGAUCAGGUUCCUCUCUCUCAUCGGGCGAGGUACACAGUUCCUGGAGAUGGGGAGGAACAAAGAAGCCCUGUUGGAUUUCCAGCACAGUUUGCAAAUCUCACCAGGUGACCCAGCUGCUGCCUCCUACCUGGUGCAGGCCUUGUGGGAGCUGAACCGGAAGCAGGAGGCGGCUGCUCAGUGGCAGAAGUUCUCCCAGAGCUGCCCUGCAGAGGAUGGGCAGCAGCAAGGGCAGGGAAGGCCCCUCCCUUUGUACCUGGUUUCAUGUCAGGAGCAGGCAGUGUUCCCUCACAGUGAAACUCUUGCCAGAAGCAUACAGGAUUACCUCAGGGCAGCAGCCCAGGACACCCCAAGGUGACCUGGUCAUGCCCCCAUUCCCAUCUGCUGAGGUCUCCCUGCACUUGGCUGGCGCAAGGACUUUAAGAACUCCUUCAAGACUCAGAAUUACUCUGUGAUGAAGCUAGAUUCCCAAAGGACUGAAACAGAAUACAUCUCCUUUUCUAAUAAACAACUUAGCUCUGUUUA
Messenger RNA from Zonotrichia albicollis (white-throated sparrow), 2177 nucleotides. It is a transcript of the gene FANCG, whose product is annotated as FA complementation group G. Gene Ontology annotation, molecular function: protein binding. Gene Ontology annotation, cellular component: Fanconi anaemia nuclear complex. The record is from RefSeq and is a predicted model, not a curated record. Gene Ontology annotation, biological process: interstrand cross-link repair. Lineage: Eukaryota; Metazoa; Chordata; Aves; Passeriformes; Passerellidae.